AUGGGUUUAGGCGGCGAAGGAGGAGAGCAGAGGAGAGGAGGCGGAGAAAUGAUGGCGAUGGCGAGCUUGUUCAACGAUCAGCAGAACCCAAUUCAGCAGCUGCAGGUUAAAUUCAAGGAAGUGGAAACUGGUUUCAAGGCGUGGUUGUCGAAGCAGUCGCUGCCGGUGGAAGCCGCCGUCGUCUCAACCAUGAGCGGCGUACAGGGAGCUUUCAUCGGAGGUCUUAUGGGAACACUGUCACCUGAAAUGCCUCAGACCGGAGUUGACCCUCAAGCCAUGGCCUCUAUGAAGCAAGCUCAGGCGCUUGUGGGUGGGCCAUGGGUCCAAGCUCGGAAUUUUGCUGCCAUUACUGGUGUAAAUGCUGGAAUUGCUUGCGUUAUGAAAAGGAUUAGAGGCAAAGAUGAUCUUGAGUCUGCCGUGGUCGCAGCAUUAGGAUCAGGAUUCGCGUACUCUUUGGUGAGCCAAGGUUUUCAAGGACAGCCUCUGAAUGCAAUCACCACUGCCGCUGGUUUUGCUGUUUUCCAAGGAAUAUUUUUUAAAUUGGGAGAAAGAUUCUCUAAACCGAGUCCUGAAGACCCGUUUUACACGCGAUCAAGGACCAUGCUGUUGAAGCUUGGUCUACAAAAAUACGAGAAGAACUUCAAGAAAGGACUUUUGACAGAUCCCACAUUGCCAUUGCUUACCGACAGCGCGCUAAGAGAUGUGAGCAUCCCACCAGGGCCAAGACUUCUGAUACUAGAUCAUAUCCAGAGGGACCCUGAGAUAAAGGGCAAACGAGGAAAGUAG
This is a messenger RNA of Microthlaspi erraticum, 786 nucleotides long. NCBI's taxonomy places the organism in Eukaryota, Viridiplantae, Streptophyta, Magnoliopsida, Brassicales, Brassicaceae. The record is from the annotation of a GenBank genome assembly.